Paramuricea clavata is the source of this 22295-nucleotide messenger RNA. The record is from the annotation of a GenBank genome assembly. NCBI's taxonomy places the organism in Eukaryota, Metazoa, Cnidaria, Anthozoa, Malacalcyonacea, Plexauridae.
GCAACAUUACUAAGAAGAUUAAAGAGCUAACUGAAUUAAAAUUGAACUUACAAGAUGUAAGCGAAGCCCGAAACAAAAGACACAAAUUUAAUGAUGUUGUGAAUAAAUUUUAUGUCGCCCACGAAUGUUAUCAUGAUAGAAUCAAAGACGAAUAUGAUCUCAAGGACUCCCACGAGUAUCUGCAAAUAGAAAUUAGGAGAAUCGAGAAUUUUCAGCGAACUUUAGAAGAAUGGAUUACAAGUCUUUCAACCGAACAUCGAACAUUAGAAUACGAUGUAAAGUCCGGCAACUCAGCGAGCAACAUCGCAUACAAAAAUCGAAGCAAAACAAGAAACUCUGUUGUAAGUUUGCGGAAAACCGAAGCAUCAACUCAUAGCAGUAUGGCAAAUGCUACAGCAAAGAAGGCAGCGUUAAAAGCUGAGGCAGCCGCUUUAGACGAGCAUCGAGCCCUGGAAGAAGAGGAGCUUCGAUUGAAACAUCAAGAGUUGGCUGAACAACAGCAUCGAGAAGAGAGACUGCGUCUUAAACAGAGAAAGCAUGAGCUACAAUUACAAACAGAAAUUGCAAAGGCCGAAGCAGAAGAGAGAGUUUAUGCUAUGGCCGACUUGGGAGAAAAUUUUCACCACCCACCAACGCGUCCACUUGAACUGCCACAACUUCCAACUGAUGAAUAUCCACAGCCUUCACGCAUUAGUAACAAUACUCCCCAGUAUCUCCAACAACAGAUGAAGUCAACUGGGCAAAAAUCAAGGUCUGCAGAUGUUGGACACUCGGGAAUUCCAAAGGGUAGAAGCCAAGAUGAUUCAGAAUUAGCAGAAAAUUUCCUGCACGACAUGUUGGAUAUGCAACGACAACAACAACACCAAAAUCAAGAAAUGUUUCAAAUGCAACAAUCAAGGGACUUUCAUUUGGGAGUAUCUAAUUGGAGCGGGUAGCGGGUCGCGGGUAAAAGGAGCGGGUCGCGGGUAAACUCGGGAGUAUCUAAUUGGAGCGGGUAGCGGGUCGCGGGUAAAAGGAGCGGGUCGCGGGUAAAAGGAGCGGGUAAUUAAAAAAGGAGCGGGUAAAAGGAGCGGGUAAUUAAAAAAAGGAGCGGUUAAAAGGAGCGGGUAAUUAAAAAAAAGAGCGGGUAAUUUGAGUAAUUUCCCAGGUGCUAAGCGCCGGUGGGGAAUUUUAAAGAAAAAAAAGACAUUUUUUUAUGGAAGUGUAACAACAUGAGGACCAUUUUUACUAAGUAAAACCAUUGACUUCACAUAAAAAAUCUCGAAAAUUCUAUCAAAUGUUAAAUUGACAGAUAUUGGACAGCCUGAACAUGUCUUAUUAUGACGUGCUGAAAAUACGUACACACCAGCGCACGUACGUUUUUGGGUCACCAAAUGGACAAAAAUUAUUAUAACAUGCACAAGUGCUACUCAAAACUCUACAGUCUGUCUCGGCUAUUGCCUCACCAAACUGUGGAAAACUAUGAACAUAUUGAACGCGGUUUGCACGGUUAGGGUUUAGGUUUGCAGAACACCAUUGGAUUUAUUCAGAAACUGAUAGUGGUGUAGCAUAUAUACACAUUUUUAGACUACACGUACAAUAGAGCAAAAGUUUCCAAACACAGGGUGUUUUAAUAAGGCGCUCACGUUCAGUUUAAACCAGUGAACUCUAAAGCCCCGUUUACACUACGCUCAAUUUUUGGUACGGCACGGAUAAAAUCAGUAAGAACCAAAAGAGUGGUACGGUACCAAAAAUUGAGCGUAGUGUAAACGGGGCUUAAGGGAACUGGAAAGAUAACUUAGCCGCCACCUUUGAAGACACUCAUGAUGGCCGCCAUGUACGUAAGGCAUGUACGUAUAUAAAAAACCGGAUGGCUAAUAAAAACUUGAAAUUCGGAUAAAUUUAUAGUAAAAAAUGGUUUAUAUUUUCCUUUGCUCCAUAGAGUUAGUAAUGCAUAACCACAGUUUUGUGAGGCAAUAGCCGAGACAGACUGUAGAGUUUUGAGUAGCACUUGUACAUGUUAUAAUACUUUUUGUCCAUUUGGUGACCUAAAAACGUUGCGCUGGUGUGUACGUAUUUUCAGCACGUCAUAAUAAGACAUGUUCAGGCUGUUAAAUAUCUGUCAAUUUAACAUUUGAUAGAAUUUUCGAGAUUUUUUAUGUGAAGUCAAUAGUUUCACUUAGUAAAAAUGGUCCUCAUGUUGUUACACUUUCAUAAAAGAAUGUCUUUUUUUUCUUUAAAAUUCUUCACCGGCGCUUAGCACCUGGGAAAUUACCCGCUCUUUUUUUAAUUACCCGCUCCUUUUACCCGCUCCUUUUUUAAUUACCCGCUCCUUUUACCCGCGACCCGCUCCUUUUACCCGCGACCCGCUACCCGCUCCAAUUAGAUACUCCCGGCUAGGAAAUCUAGGCCACCUGUUCUGAUGGGUCCAGAUUUCCUGGCCUAGGCCAGGCUGAAGUACGUUUACACUACAAAAAUCUAGUCCAAAGGUAGGCCUAGGCCAGGCUUAGGCUCGUAGUGUAAACACGGCUUUAGAGACCUUACGAUUUUAGGACGGCGACGGCCAAAACAAGCUCCUUCAAAUAAAUGGUAGUAAAGAUAAUUCGUCGUAUAUUAUCAAUCGUAUGAAUUUAAUACUGUCUUAGAAGUUGAAGACAUGGGUUUUAUGUUGGGAAGAGUUCUGCUAAACCCAGUUUGAAGUUGCACUUGUUGCGGCUUGAAAUGCAGCCGUUGUAUCAAGACGUGAAAAUCUGUGAUUUGGCGUUGUAAACAGAGCGAGGACAAUGUCUAAAUUAUGAUCUAUUGUAUUGGUCAUUGGUCAUUAGAUCCAUUCCCCCAACUAGAAGAACUCGAAAUUAUAAACUUCGAGCCCGGUCACAGAAAUGAAAGACAAAUGUCCUGACUGUCACAACUAUUGUGCAACCAUGUCACUGACAAACCGUCGCUAAUAAUGUUGAUAACAGAACUCACCCAAAGUCAGAAACACUACAACGAGCAAUAUUUUCAAGACUUCCUGUUUCACAAUUGAUCCGCAUUUGUAAACAAACGCAAUGUUGACCAUGAUGAAUUCUUAUUGAAUCUCUAAAUCACCGCAUAUACCAAGUUUUGUCAAAUUCAAGUGUUCAAAAGUCUAAACGAUGAUUUCUGAACAGUUACCGUACACUGAUAUUUCAUAGGAAAGUGUUUCAUUUUCCUGGUAAAUAUUCUGAAAUAUGCAUGAAAUAUGACCUAUGUCGGCCAAUAUCUGAGAAGGUGAAGUAGGAGUAUUUUGGAUUGGUUUCCGGGAUCUGUGACGAUGAUAAAACACUCCUUCUCGUGUUUUAAAUAGUACAUAAACGACAUCGGGAGUGAGAUUAUGGGAGGUCAUAUGGGAGAGGUCAGACUCUUCAUACCCCUCUUACUUAUGGUCAAUGCAUGCAGGAUUUUAAAAUUACUUUGAAGAAAGACUUAUUGAGGCAGUUUUGAAGCAAAAUUUGACGUUUUUGAAUUCGGAGUUAGCCAUGGACAUCACUUAAUAGCUCGCGAAAUUCUGUCAUCUCGUAUUAGAGACUUUAGGGAGUUUACGAUCUACGACGCGGCCGGCUCGACGACGCGCUUUCAAAACAAAGAAAUUUGGUGCUUCCACAAACAAUGGUAUUAUGUGUUUCAUCGCCAUGCAAACAUACAAAGAACUUACAAAGAAAUUCGUCAUGCAAGACAAAAACUGUCAAUAAUUUGUGGUCCCAUGAGUAUUGUCAACCACGUUGUCAUUCUCAACAUAACGUUAAAAAAGCAUUAUUACGUCUUUCAGGCAACGCGAAAGCUUAAGCCUGCCGCACACGAGAGCUAUCUGCUGAGCAAAAAGUUACUCGUGCCUGUUAGCUCAGCCGAUAGCUCACCGUGUGCGGGUACAUUUUACUGAGUUUUUUGCCUCAUGCAACCUUUUAUCACGUAUCAAACAUGUUUUAUCGGUGAGCUAUCGGCUGAGCUAACAGGCACGAGUAACUUUUGGCUCAGCAGAUAGCUCUCGUGUGCUGCAGGCUUUAAUGCGACACAAGAGGUGUUACUUAAAGUCGAAAUUACAGCAAGCAUUGCAUCGCUUUAGCCGAACGUAGCAUUUUGUAAGAUUAUUUGAAAGAGUCAAAUAUUUAUUACAGUAAUCGAAUUGCUUAGCGCUCAUUCUUGAGCUAAAAUUUAGAGCGCGUCGGCGUUGAACCGGCCGCGUCGCAGAUCGUAAACUCCCUUUAGAUUCACUUUAGAUGCAAUUCGUUUGCGAAUUUUCUUUGGAAAACGCCAGAAAUGCAGUCCUGGACCGCCCCCCCCCCCCCAACUUCAGAUGCUUCUCUACGUCCUUGCGUGUUGAUCUCAAAUAUCAAUACAAGAUGGAAACAUUUCGAGAGGAAUUUAUUCAGACUGUAAUGAUAGUAUCCACAUGUUCCAUGAUGUUGUUCACGUGCAUCUUUACACCCCAACAAGAUGUUAUAUCUAACAAGAUAGGAACUUAUAUGAAACACAUUUACGUGGACGACACACGAUCCGAUCGAUGACAUUGGUAUGAUAUCGAUCGGGGCAUGUGCCAACUUCAAAGGCUACGCGUUAAUCUGAUUUUGAGUUGUACAGGGUGUCCCCCAAAAAAGUGACACUAUAGAAAUUAUCUCAUUGUUCUUAAGCCGCUCUUAAACGCGCGUGAUUACACGCCUGCGAAUUUAAUGAACUUGUAUUUACAUUUAAGCAUUUUAAAACGUUUUCGCUUUGUCCAAAUAUUUUAACGCCCGAGUCAAGCAAAACGAUUACACUAAUAAACGGCUUGCUUUUUUAUUUUAAAUUCCAGAAGCAGAAGUUUAUGCACCUGUGGGAUCAACUUAGUGCUAGGGCAUUCAAAUUAUAAAAAUGAGAUAAUUUCUAUAGUGUCACUUUUUUGGGGACACCCUGUAGUUGGACGUGUUCUUAAAACCAAACUAAGGCUAACUUCUUGCUGGAUAACUAUAUCAGUUCUCCUGAGAGGUACAGUAAAACCAUCUCGUAUUGGUUCUGCACUGGAUAGCUUUAUGAUCAGUUAUAAAUUGUUCUUCCUAGAUGUCUAGUAAGAGUCAUCUCGUAUUUUGCAACGAAACUUUGGAAUAUUACUAAUUUUGUGAUGCUCUUUCAAGCUGUGAUGAAAUUUUUGUUGAGAUCAAAAUUUAGUCUAUUACGCAAAUGGUCAAUUCAAACAAUAGAUAAUGAAACUUAAUGAGGUUUAUCAUCUCAUUAUCUAUUGACUAUUGUCUUAAUUGCAUUCGACGCGACCAAAAUUCGACAUAUAAAACAGGCCUAACUAUUGAUACUGGAUAGUGCUAUGAUCAUUAAUAGCCAUCCCUUUCUGGUACAGUACACUAAUACGGAAGGAAAAGCAGGCAAAGGCAGUUGAGGCCGACUCACGGAUGAGAUCAAAUGAAAGUAACAGAAAGAAUUAGAACAGUUUGCAGUUGUUUUUGCAAACGCGCACCGUGCGAAUUUUGCCAUUUGUCGAGCUUCGUUUUAUUGCCAAUUGCCAAAUCAAAAGAACGAACGCGUGCUCCAGCCCGAUUUCCGGUUCUGAAAGGCCCGAUUCGCAGGCAAACAGUGCGCGCAAAGCAGGCUGGUCAUUUCCCAUUGUUUAACUGCCCCACACUCAAGUAACCAUGUUUCUUCGCAACAUCCGCGAGUCAAUAAAAGGAAAUGUGCGCUUCUCUGAUGACAGUUUGAUAAAAUGCAAUUAAGAGACACUCAGACACCACAUCGAUCGGUCAAGAUAUCUUAAUAUAUUUGUAAACAGACCACCCUUUCCGCGCCUUUUUAAACAACACAUCUCGCCUCCGUAGGAAGGCAUUACAAAUACUAGUCAAAUAGAACCCCGCGCAUGGAAUGCAAAUUAAUCUUGCUAAUUAACCACGGGGAUCAUACGACUUUCCGGAGCGAGGGUUUGAUUGUCAAAUCGUUUGUAUUGUGCAACUAUUACAACACCUUAGCUUGGUACGUCUAUUUUAAUCCCACCCAAUGUACAAGAUUUUCAAAUAAAAUUAGCAGAUUUCCAAGUAAAAUUACAGAAAAAUACAAUAUCCGAUAACAAAAUUCAAUAACCACAUUCAAUAACUAUAAAAUAUUACAGAAUCGCCAAUUCCCGUUGUCCCAAAUUUGCAUGUCCCAAAUUUGUUUAUAUCAGUAGAGUAAAGUUUUUGGUUGACUUUUUGAAUUGAUUGCAAUUUGAUUGACUGAAAUAAUUUAAAAUUGCCAUAUAAAUCAUGUAUAUAAAAUGUUGCCUUUUAUUGUACCAUCAUCUAAUUUAAUAUAUUUUGCUUUAUAUAGUUAUCCCCAUUGCCAAUUUCUGCAGUUUAUUGUACAUAGAUUUUCUAAAGGAGAGCAGUUUGUGAAGAAAUAAGGUAUAUCAAGUAUUCAUUUUAAUCUAUUUAUCCGGGAUAGCUCUAUCAGUUCAUAACUGUUCUUCCUAGAGGUCAGGUUAGUCAGAUUCAUUCUUUAUUGGCUAUUGGUCCAGUGUUACUGAAGCGGAAAACCGGAGGGUACCCACUGUCAGACAUCCUUCACAAGGCAGCUUUUCUUCCGACACUCCGAUUUCCUGAUAUCCAUACUAUAGUAGCGUGCACUAGGUUCAAUAAGAGAUCAUUGACCUUACUGAACCUGUAGGAAAAACAGUUAUAGGAACUUAUAACAAGCAUCGUAUGUUCUUAAGGUUUUAAUUUUUAGUGUUAGGUCAUAUGUUCUUAGAAUUAUAAUUUUUAUUCUGGGAACUCUUAGGAUAAUACUUUAUGAUUAUCAGAAUCGAUUAUAGAUACUCAACCGUAUACCUAACCCCAAUAAUAUUAAAUUCAGGUAUUAAACCUGCCAAAAUCACAUGUUUACAGUAAUGUCUAAUGAGUACUAAUUUCGUCCGAUUUUCAAACUCUCCGCAACAGUCAGUAUCCAAGACCAAUCCCCAGCCGAAAAUGGCGGCCUUCCAGCAUAGACUCAUGUCUCACUUAAAGCGGAUUUACACUACACAACUUUUGCCUAAAACUGUCGCAUGCAACCUGUUUACAACUUGACUUGUACUGUGUAACUCAAGCACACAACUCACCUAUGACAACGUAGGCAAGUUGUGUGCUUGAUUUACACAGUACAACUCAAGUUGUAAGCAGGUUACAUGUGACAGUUCAGUCUAGGAAAAAGUUGUGUAGUGUUGUAAAUUGUCCUUGGCUUUGGUGGUUUGGAAUGGAACCAACCUGGGUAUGUCAUCAAAUGUGAGGUUCUGUGACCCGAGUGUAGACACUGAUCAACAAUAUUAACGACUUUCGUUGAUUUUAACGUCAAUGAUCUAACCACCUGAAAAUUAUGGGAAAAAUGUCGAUGUAGUUCAAGCGAAGGUCUUCAAGGCCCUAGUUCUUCUGAAAGGCAUUGAAAAUUCCUUCCUUGAGACCUCGUUCCUCAUUGAUGAUCGUUUCAUAAUUCAGAGUCUGAAGCCCACGCGGUUAGCCAAACCAAAUAUUGUUCUGGUUUAGUCCGUGACACUCCAAAUACCCUAUGUAUAUGUAUAGAUGCAAAUUUUUCUUCAAAUGUGAAUUGCAAAGUAUCUUAGGCUUCUCUUUUAUGAUAUAUCGUCGAGUAAUUUGAAUUAAAUUCACUUAGCCGUUUGCUGUGAACACUUCUCGCCGUGUUUGGAGUGCCUCAAUUUGAAACUCGCUCAAAAUGUCGCGGAGUGGCCUAGGAACAUUAUGGAACUUUAGACGUAAGUGACUGUUCAUGCUUUUGGCCUACUUAGCUAGCUUUUCCGAUGUAUUUUAAAAUGUUGGGUGUUCCCAACUAGAAAUGAGUCUAAAUAUCAGCUGUUCAAUAAUUCGACAAAAACUUGUCAUGUCUCCGCGCCAGAAUCCGUCUAAAAAGAUACCUAUCGACUGUUAACGCUUACGUCAACCUUCUACUCACACAAAAUCUACUAAAUCGCUUCUCGUUGAAAAUUUAGACGAUUUCCUCGAUCGUUUUUAUUCGUAAAGACACACAAAGGCAAUAUAAGUGUCGGGCAAUCGUGAAAAUUUCAGCUGUUCUCAAACUCUCACGUUUCGUUGUUUCGUCUGCCAAGAGCGCUUGUACUCUCGCCUGCUCUGUUUUACUUCAACUUGUAUAGUUUACUGACAAGCAAACGCCAGCCCGUAUACACCAAAAUAUUUUUUUGUUUAAAUUUAGCCAAAUUUUUUCCGUUUUCGUUUCCAAACCUAGAAGCGGUUUUUCGAAGGCGUAUACUCAUAUAAAGGAAGAGAUAAACGUUUCGAAUCGAUGUAUUUUGAAGCGCUUUUGCCGGUGUUGUUUAAUUCCUGCUGAUAAAAUUAUACUAUCAUUCCUGUGACACAAAAGUGAUUUUUCGCAUCGUGGAUUUAGCCAAACGUACAAAAUAUCGCAUUUUCGAAUUGAUUACCAACAGAUACACGGCAUAUAUUUUAUCUUACACAAGCUACCUUGCCUUAAAAUUAUUGAACUUGUUUCUAAAAUCCAAACGGUUUCGUCAUAUUUUUCUAACCGGCUUCUUGUUGAGCUAAAGGAUUAUCGGGGUGUCCGCGUCAAUGUCGCAGGGGCUUCCCUCGCUUCAAUGCGUCAAAGUUAUGUAGAUGUGUUUGCUCACCUCACACCAGGCUUAAAUUAAAAUCUUAAUUGCUUGAAAGUUUUGCUGUUUUUGAUCUAUCUUUUGAGCUGAAAAGCUUGGCUUGCCUUUCCUAGGCUUUGCUUAUUUCCUCUACGAGAGUACAAACAUAGUUUUUGGCACGGCGGAUUUUUAAUAAUAAAAAAGAUCCUUUGUCGCUGUCCUUUUGAUAUUUCCUCUAUAGAAAAAACAUCAAUAAUGCUUUAUGUCUAAUAAAAAUGCUUUAUGCAUUUAUAAAGGAAGGCUCUUAGAAACCCAGACUUUUAUUUGCACACGUUUUACCUUAUGCAUCCGUCCGCGUGCGUUUUAAGUUUUACUGAAGGGCGACUGUCAUCGGCUAGGAUUAAGGACAGCCCAACGUUUAACACAUUUGUAAUGUAAUCUUUUCAAGCGCGUGUGACUCAUACAGGUGACAUCCUUGCCUUGUGUCGACCUGAUAAGAUUAGCAAAUAGAUCGUUCUGAUAAGUUCCUAUAGAAAAAAUCAUACAACUGUCAUACUGCUAAACUAAAGUGUUGCAAUGAAGUUCAAGUUAUACAUAGGCAGUAUUAUACAUUACUCGUAGAAGCUUAAGUACUUUUUGAAAGAAUUUGGAAAUUAUAAAAUAUAUGCUCAUAUGCAUUUACGCUUUCUCAAUCGUGGGGGUCCCGUACUCAAUUGUAACCAAGGUAGUAUUCUUCAAUAAGCUUCCAUGGUUUGUGUCUGAACUCUGAACUACAUGAAUUAAGAAGAUGAGGACCCAGCCUCGACAAGCUUUUACAAUUACCAUCAGUGGGAUAGCCCUAAGUUCCAAAAGACUGCAGUAUAUAUUUAAACAUUUAAGCCAGUGCUUUAAACGCAGAACUGUCAUAUGCCAAUUCGACUAUAAUUAAGUUAAGUUAGGCAAUGAAUUUGCAUCGAUUCUUCAGCAUUAAACUGAUAUCUAUGUUCACAACUUAACUCUACACAUUUUUGUGAUGGAUUUAUCUCAGCUUAGGGCUAGCCCAGGCCAUGUGUAAAAUGAAAGGUCCAAUGCUUUGGGUAUAUAUAUACAUUUCUUCAGUAAAGUUAGCAGGAAUCCUGCUAACUUUACUGAAGAAAGGUAUACUGGAAUUCAUACGAUUAAAUAGUCAGCAUUGAUAAUAAUAGGAAAGGCCGAUUCAUAGGCAAAUAUUUUGAAAUUCUUGUCAUGCUUAAGUGAUGAAAUGCAUUGCACUGCACACAAAGACACGGGAUGUAUGCUAAAUGAUAUAGUCAACCUUUAGUUUCUCUGAGCUUCUAUGUCUACGUAAGACAUUUAUACUAUCAUGCAGUUUAAUCCAUGCAUUCUGCAUUGAUUCUGCAGUACAAUUGUGUGGUCUCAAAUCAGUUUCAUUCUAUUAUAGGUUAUCAAAAUGGCCGCCAUAUGUAUAGUUGUAUAUUUACAUUCAAUAUCCAGCAUGAUACAUUGGAAUAGUAAAUUUAUAUAUUGUCCAGAUUUAGUAAUAAUAUUUUGAUUUCAGAUGCGAUACAGGUUGCAGUAGAUUUAUUUGAAAUAUAAAGCACUAAUUUCUCGUUGGCCUUUGGUCUUAAAGCAAAGGAGCAAAAUUUGGCUAAUUAUUCACAGUAAACAUAAGAUAAUUUUGUGCUACCAACAACCCAAGUCCCACUCAUAGCGAACAAGGGAAAAAACGCGAAUUCAGCUCGUAGGACAUGGGUAUUAUAAAACCUAUUGCUCUUGCAUUUGUAAAACUAUAGUCUACGUGUACUACAGUAGGGGUUCGUAUGAUUCUAUUUUAUCAGCAUAUUUUCCGGAGUGGAAUUUUUUACACACACGUGGGAGCUGUCGGAUUAUGAAUACUAAAACUUCCUAGCGUAAGUCCCAGAGAGAUUUAUUGCAUACUUUUUUCUGUGUACAAAAUGCUAAUGACAUAAACCUAAGUUCCGUUGCCUUUUCAAAACGCCGGAACAAUUUUCUGGAUAUUUCUGUUAGGAAAAUGAUGUGUAAACACUCUACGACGGUCGUUUAUGUGUUGAAGUGUGGAAUAUCAGUAUGUUUACGCUAGACAACAAUUAGAAUGGAAUGCAUCGCGAAUUAACCUCCCACUCGAAUUCGACACAAAUAGAGGAUAUUUUUAGUGCGCAAAACAGAAUUAUGCUUUGUGUUCACGUUUUGUUUUCAUUUCUAAUAGAAAGCCCAAAAGCUCAUUUAUAAUUCGGGUAAUGAGUUUUUGCAAUGAGAAUGAAUGCCGAAUCGGAUUGACCAAUCGGAGACUAGGACUUUAACGUCAUUUCCAUAUCCUUGGCGCUCUUUGUGUGAUUGUGUUUUCUGAUUGGUUGUGGCUUGGUCUAGCCAAUCGCAGUGAAUGAGCGGGCGUGUCCAGUGAUAAAUUAACAUUUAAUAGAUGUCACUCAUCACGACAUUUGCCAAUCAGAUCUCGCUAUGCCAUCACAUGCUGCCUAAACACGUUGCCUCGUCAGGACCCGGCAGAAACGUUCUCCAAAGCUCAUUGAAUAAAGAACACUUCAGCUAAGCAGAAAAUGGCGGCUGUUAGCUUAGUACCUAAUACAUAUGCAACGACGGUGAUUACAUCCUCGGCUGCUGAGCAUCAAACGCGAAUGAGUUCACCACCGACAAGUAUGGGACCAUCAACUACGAUUGCUUACAUAAGAGAGGAACAUAAACCUAUGUCAUACGAAAGUUUAAGUCCACAAACGCAGUCUUCACAGAUAAUCGAGAGUCGACUCGCGCCAUCUCUGACCACGCUUACGACUCCAAAUACAACCCUCAUCACUCCACAACAGUGGGUAGUCACAGAUCAACAAGGGAACUCCAUUGGCUGGCCUAAUGUAGUUCCAAGCACAGUAGCAGAUAUGAAACCAGUGAUACGAGAGGAUGGCAGUAUUAUCACGACGACUCCUAUGGCUAUACAACAGAAUCAACGACCUCUCGCAAACGGCAACGUGAUUAUCGAUCAAGCACGUUGGACGACUAUCUCGCACUCUCCAAUGACGCCUGGAGAACACACGAGAAUUCAAAUCAACCCAACCAUUCUCUCUCCUCAUGUGAACUUUGCAACACUGAACGGCAAUGUACAACAAUCGACAACUCUCCAAAUUCCCAAUCACCCGGGCUCUCCACAGAUCCGAGAUCAAAGUCAGCUCACUAUAACGCCAGUGACACAAGGUAUGUUAUCCUCUGGGCAAAGUCCUCUCUCAGUCGAUAAUACCCCAACCUCGGAUGACUUGGAACGUUUUGCUAAAAUGUUCAAACAACGGCGUAUAAAACUCGGUUUUACUCAAGCUGACGUUGGACUUGCACUCGGGACACUAUUCGGAAAUGUAUUCAGUCAAACAACAAUAUGUCGCUUCGAGGCACUGCAAUUGAGUUUCAAGAAUAUGUGCAAGCUUAAACCUUUGCUCCAGCAAUGGCUACAAGAGGCUGAUAACACGACUGGAGCCCCGACAAAUACGGAUAAAAUCGCAGCCACUGGCCGAAAACGUAAGAAGAGAACGAGCAUCGAUGUUCAAGUGAAGGGAGCGUUAGAAAACCAUUUCUGUAAGCAAUCGAAACCUAACGCAAACGAAAUACAACAACUCGCCCAUAAUCUUCAACUUGACAAAGAAGUCGUGAGAGUUUGGUUCUGUAAUCGUAGACAGAAAGAAAAACGAAUGACUUCGGCCGUCAUUCGACCUGAAGACGGCGGUUUACAUUCUCCACAAAGUGUAAUAAUGCCUCACCAAAUGCCCGUACCGAACAGUGUGUGAUACUAUACGUACAUAUAUUUUCAGUACGACUUCACAUGUGAACAGAACUUAUUUGUCACGAAGAACAACUAUCUCGCCUCCCAAGGGAACUCUUAGGGGGAAAAUUGGUAUUUUAGAAUAAGAUUAGAACGAACGUUAAUUAUUCUAAAAGAACACGAACAAUUGGGAACUAUUUUACAACGAAGCAUUCAGCUUCAUUGGGUGUCGCCUUUAAAGCUUUCGUUGCUUUGAAGCUAGACUUGGGUUACUAAACUUUGUAAAUAUAUAUUUAUAGUGUGUAGCAAGGGGUUUUCCUCUACUUCUGUCAUGUUUGUAUUGUUAAGCUUGCUACUAGUUGCGCGAAUAGUUCGAUCGAAUGAGAACAAUGCAUUAGAACAAGUUUGAAAACGUUCGGCAAUGAAGACAGCAUGGCCGUGUGAACGAAGACUGUAGAGUUACCGAACAGAUAUACUUAUGCUUGGCUUUUAUUUUAUCUAACUAGUUGUAAUUUUUAUUCAAAAAUCUAUUUACCCUGUAAGGUCAGGGAAUCGUAAAUGUGGUUGCUGUUUUGCUUGUUUUAUUUCGAUUUUGACGGCAUAAUGCUUCGAGAAUGCUUUCGGCGCGUUCGAAACGAUUAUGGAACGCCCUUGUAACAUUCCGAAGAAUAAAAAUUUCUUCGUUCGCCAAAGAAAUUUGAGCGUAAAGCAUGAAAUUCGAAUGAGAUUUUCACUUUUAAGUACAUUCAUAUAUAAUCACACGCACUGAAUUUAUUUGGGAGCUUUGAUGUAUGCAAAUAGAAACAAAUUUCCUCAUUUAAAUUCGAGUUCCCAUAUAUUAUUCUUAAGCACCGAACCACAAUUUCCAUUUUGACCAAACAACGCCGUAUCCAUAACAUAUAUCCGAAUGACAAACAUCGUAUUUUUCUCAAUCAAAAUAUAACUGUAUUUUGUGUUCAAUUUGUGUGGCUCGAAGGUAGCUUCGGUUACAAAACUAAUGGAUUUUUCUGCUCACAAAGAGACCCGAGCGUCUUGUUCGAAGCAGUCAUGAAGAACGGGGCGCCAAAACAAACUUAUAUUCAAAAGACUCGAAAAGGUUCGAAUUAUUUCAUCGUUUAAAGGGGCUGACUCUUGUUGUUCAAAAUAUGUUUAGAAAUGCAUUUAUGUGUAUCUUUUUGUGAAGAUUUUUGCCACGAAUAUUAAUCUAAAAGCAUUCUCAAGGUUGUAGUUGUAUAUACAGAAGGCAGUCUACCGGUACCUGUAAAAUGGGCGCCAAAUGUGUAUGCCCUUUAUUAUUGUCGAGUCAUUCGCUUUAGAACGGCUUAUUUUGGCUGGUCUUUUUCAUAUAAGAUCUAUUAAGGAGUGUUGUAUAGUUUUAGGGUUCUCAUAAGUAAAUAUUUAGGCAAGAAAUGAUUUUUGACCGGACAAAGAUAUAAAUGUGUUCGUAUCAUGUCGCCAUAUUGGCUGUUUUGGUCAAAGUUUAUGAUAAAAGAUGAUCAGCUGCCUGUAUAGAAAGUGCAGUGUUUUUCAUUCGGUCUUGUGCUGUAAUAUGUUUAUGAGUGAGAUAAUUUGUAUAAUGGCAAUCUGGGCUAAGAUAUUGCAGGAAAGAAUAGAAAUUUUGCUUUCCAAAUUAUAUAUUCAGUUCUCAGUCAAUACUCUGGUAGAGAGCUUAGCCAUGCUUAGAAAUUGACUAGUAGCAAAAAAUUUCCAACUGUAAUCGGUUUGAAACUCACAAGUAUAGUUGUGUAAUUUUUUACUAAAACAACAGGAAAAGUUAUCUGGGAUGAAAUCCGAGGAAUAAGCAUUGUCCUUUUGCUCUGAAUAGGUCGUCAGAUUUAUGACAAAAGCCAAAGGCGAGGGAUAUAUUUUGGUGUGCAUUUAAUUUCACUUGUCUCAUAACCUCAUGAUUUAUAUCAGAAUAAAACAUAAAAGAAACAGCCUCGAAGAUUAGGCAUUGUAUAUUUAUCCAUGUAACUAUUCAUGCGCCAUGAACGUAAUGACUGUAAUGCAAAUGAUCAAGCAACGAGUUUUGGUCAGUUGCAUUAGAUUCGGCACAUGCAUGAUAAGAACGAACGUAGUUGACGCGGCUUGGCAUCUUCCAACGCACGCUACUAGAGUCUAGAUCCCCGAUGAAACGAGGAAGUCACGCGAUCUUGGUUAGCUGUUCUUAAUGCUUUCCCAACACUAUCAUGGAUUCUAUUUAAGUUGAAACAUAGUUGAAACACUCAUGAAAACUUUAUUUUGUUAAUCUAGAACUUGAUUGCCUUGAAAUGUCCCCAUAACAAUGCGCGACUGCCAACUCUCAUCCUCGUAUGAUUUACGACAAGAGAAUGUCUUCGUGAUAUUUUGAUUUUAGUUCAUACAGUUAGUCUGAUGAUGAUUUUGCAAUGAAAUCAAAAUAUCACGAAAUAACUCGUUCUCAUCGUUUUAUUUUUAACUCGUAUCGUGGGUUACAAAAUGCUAAUCUUCGGAUUGUAUAUAAUGAAUGUGAUGUUGUUCAAUACAGACGGAUUUUAAUAUUAUUUUAUGUGCAUAUAUUAAUUGGCUUCCUGAUCUCGUUUCCGUGACUAAAAUUGAAUAGAAUUUGAAGGCUGAUUUACACUAUCAGAGUUUCUGUGAUCACACUAGAAAUUUUGCAUCGGUCAAUUCUACGUUUUGAAGGAAUUGUAAGAAAUAUUUGAGGGAACUUACUCCGUGUUAACAAUGUUCCCUCCAAACAUUUCUUGCAAAUCCUUCAAAACUUAGAGUUUACUCAUGCAGAAUUCCUACUGCAUGCAUGUGACUACAGAAACGUCGAUACGGUGUAAACUAGGCUUUAAUAUAUAGAAUCUGAACGAGGCUGGGAAGUCUUAUUAAUAUUCGCAUAAAGGAAUAUUUAAAUCCAUGGAAGUGAUCUAUGGUCUAUCCUAGGACUUGUUCAAACUCCGUCUUCAGCUACUCGAGAACUACUUCAUAUGCUAACUUAUUUAAUGUUAUUCUUUGUAGGUGAGGAUAUUGACAUGUCGUGAUGUAUGGGAGAUUUCUACCUUCAGACAAUGUUCACAAUCACAACAGAAAGGAGAAGACUAAACUGAAAAGCAUACGAUUAGAUAGCCUGCAUGGCAGGCGGUUCCUAAAAUUGGGCAAGCCUGGGAAAUUUUAGACCGCCUGCCAUGCAGGCUAACGAUGAGAGGACUUAUGCAGUUAGAGGGACAACGGCGUAGAGGAGAUAUCAUCCAUUUGACCAUUUCAGAAAAUAGUGUCAAUUCUUUCCAUUACGUAUUUAACUUGUAUUUGGUGGCGAAUAAAUAGAAAUGAGAGAUGUAGUGUAAUUAAUUUGCUUGUUAUCACACCUUACAACUUGUCUUGCACAUGAUUGCAAAGUGCAACAUACAAGGCUCGCAAGGUUCUUGUGCAACAAUCGUUGAGUCCUGCACAAAUCUGUUGCAGAAUGCAUACUCCAAGAUGGCCAGGGUAUGUGAGAAAGAAGAGAUUAUUUCGCUGGCCUCAGAGUGACAAAACUUAAACCAAGCAACUGUUUUGCUAACACUAACCCUACUCCAAACACCAACUCUUACCCUAAUCCCAACCCUAACCCCAAACUAACGCUAUGCCAAAUUUGUUUCUAAACCAAUCUUGAAGAAAAAAUUUUUGACGAAAUGUCAUUCUGAGGUCAGCGAAAUAGUUGAUACCAUCUGAAAACUUGCAAAAUUGCGAGACAAGUUGCGCUGUUACAGUGUAAUGAUUUACCCAAUAAAAUAAAUUUUUAAUUUUCUGAUUGUAUUGUAUACUACAUGAAGUUCUCAGCAGAACACGAUAACGCUGACAAGUAAUCUACUCGUGCAUUGCAGGCGCUUCGGCUUCCCAAAGCGUGCAUAAAAUUUACAUAAAUAAAUUCUGGAAAAACGUGAAUUUUUAUAAUCCAUUCCAUCGAACCAAAGUUUAUGUUUUUAUAACGUUUUUUGAAGCAAAUCUAGCUGUAUAUAAUCCAGUAUUCUGUAGUGGUGGUUUUUGCGUGUGUGCGUUUUAAUUCUGCGAGAACAUUUGUGGCUUUUAUCACCCUUUUAUAAACCAGAUUUCGAAACAGUCGAGUGAAUUUGGUCGGAACAAGUACGUAUAAUUGUACAUUUUAAAGUAAUGCAAUAAAAUUACCGGGUUUUGAUAUAAAAUUUGGGAUAUUUAGAUUAUCUACAAUAUUUCUCGGUGUUACAUUUCCAUUAUUUUGUGUGAGUGGAAAUUGUUUUGAAUAAUUUCCAUAUUUCGCGCUAUUUUAUUUGAAUAUUUACAGUUGAUUUGACGUUGGUAUAAAUUGCUGAAUACUGCCUUAUCAUGAGUAAUCGAGCAUGGAGAUACAAAAUUACAUCAUUAAAAUUUUGUAAAGUGAAACUAACUGCAGUGAAUGUUGAAAGUUGCUCAAACCUGGUUUCCAUAUGGUUGUAAAUGUUGCGAACGUGUUGUAACCAGUUGUUGUUGACCAGAGUAGUGUUUGCGACUAAAUGGAAAUAUGAAGUCUUGUUGCAACACACUGGCAACAGUUCACGGCAGUUACAACAGUGUCGUCGAGAUAGACUCAAGUUCUAUCUCGACGACAGUUUCACAGGCUAAAAACGUGUCGUGACAUGUUUUAAUGGAAACAGGAAACCGACAUUGUGGCAACAGUUUUGCGACAAUCGGGGGGCAAAGGUCCCCUUUGGGGGGGGGACCGUGUUUGUCUUUUUUAAACUGGACUGCCAGCUGCUUGUAUGAUCCCUGGGUACAAAAUUAACUUGCGACAGUGCACAACAGUGUCACAGCAUUUAAAACCAUAUGGAAACAUGCAUAAUAAUCAUUCACAACAAACAUUUCACAACAUGUUCGGGACAUGUUGGCGACAUGUUCACAACAGUUACUACCAUACUGGAAACCAGGCUUAAUCACCUUAAUGUAGCAGAGUGUGGAAGCAGAUAAAUUGUAAUAUAUUGCCAUUGUGGCAGGGUUUUGCAGCAAUAAACUGUGAAAUGGACCAAAUGGCAACGAAUAAACAUCUUAUAGUUAAUUGGCUAAAGUGUGAGAUGUCAAAGUGGUCAAUGGUAUUGUGGUAUGGUAUUUCACCCUGGUGUGGUUGUAUGGACUUGUGGCAGCCAAAGCGUACUUUCCACUAUGGACAAAAUGUGUUAAUAAGCCACAAUAGGCCCAAUUAAUGUGGUUGAUCUUAACCCAUUAAGUUUCAUUGUGCCCUCAUGCACUUUACUUUAUUAUUUUUUACUAACGCCCGACAAAUUUACUCAUCAAGGUGAGAGCACUGGCGUUCACUGGGGCAAUGUGCCCUGAUGGAUGCAAACAAUUUUACACACUUAGGGAAAACUAUAGGGCAUUAUUAUUGGAUAUUAAAACUUGGUCCAAGUUUAGUAUUUAUGUAUCAAUAAGGCCUAAAAAAAUACCUGUGGUUCCGGUUUCUUAUCGCGAAAAAAAUUAGGGUUGGUAGGUUGGAAAUAAUUUUUUUUUGAAUAUUUUUUCAUGGUUUUUUCAAUAAUUAGUCUGACAACAGACGCCAUUUUGGCAGCAGCCCGCAAUCACCGGAGAAAAUAGGGUUGCACGGUCAAUCGCAUUGAAAAAUAGGGUCGGCAGAAAAAAAUAGGGUCGGUCGGGAACUGGAACCACAGGUAUUUUUUUUAGGCCUAAGGGACAAUAUUAUGUUGAAGUUCUCAUCUAACCUUGCAGAUCAAGUAUGGCUCAGAUUCAGACCCAAAAUACAGAUGUCCAAAAGGCUCCAAUCGCACCAACUUCCAGGAUCUUCACAUUUCCCAUUCAAUCAAGUAUGCUAACACCUGUCAUUACCAUGACGACCAGCAAUACAACAACAAUAGAUAAUAAUAUGGUUCCAGCACAACGUGAAUCCAACCCAAAGGUUAAUCUCUCUGAUUCUUCCCAGCUGGCAACCCCAACAUCAAUGGCUCUUGAUCUCAAUGCUGCUACAACUAUCCUUGAUAUUACAUCGAGCACGGCAGCAAUGACCCCCACCACACCUGACUGCAAAUCAAUACCUACCGAAAGUAAAUUAUUCAAUGUUGUAUCAGUUGCUACAGAAGGCCAACAUCAUACCCUCAAAUAUGUCUUCUCACUCGCAGCCCAGGGUAGUAUACCUAACCCUGUCACCCCUAACCCUGUAACACCCACCUCUGAGCUUGGUUCACCCACCCAUGUGGAUGCACCAGACCUGACUAAUCCCAUCAACCCACCUACCAACACCUCCCAACCACAGACUAUGGACCAGAAUUCUUCUUCUGCCACACCAGGUGGUGUUUUCACACACAACCUUCCAAAUACACAACCAGUUAUUCCAACCCCCAUUAACACCUCAUCCCCCCAGUUAGAAAUUAGUCCCCCUAUCUCCAGAUUCAAUACGGCAAUGGAUAUUGAAGCCUUUGCCAAGUUCUUUAAACAGCGACGGAUUGCCCUUGGCUUUACUCAGGAAGAAGUGGGUUUAGCUUUAGGUACACUUUACGGAAAUAUGUACAGUCAGACGACAAUAUGUCGUUUCGAAGUACUUCAACUUAGCUUCAAGAAGAUGUGUUCAUUAAAGGUGCUACUAGAAAAGUGGCUAGAAGAUGCGACAGAGAAGGUUGGUGAUGGCGGAGUUCGAAAACGAAAGAAGAGAAUGAGCAUAGAUGCUACUAUGAAAGCAGUUUUGGAAAGCCAUUAUGCCGUUGACAAAAAGCCUAAGAGUGAAGAAAUAGGUAAAAUUGCAGCUGAGAUGCAACUCGAUAAAGAGGUUAUCCGUGUGUGGUUUUGUAAUCGACGACAGAAAGAUAGGAAGAUGGGUAUAGCAACUACCAAUCUCCCAGUGGAUUUUGAGAAGGAUUUGAAACCUGCAGAAUUGUUGGCAGUUAAACAGGAACCCAAUCCAUUGGAGAAUGGAGAUAGUGAGUUGAAAGAGAACUGUCAGAAGCUUUUGUCUGUUAUUAUUAAAGAAGAAUGUUAAUGUUAAAAGUGAGGGUGUGACAGAUAUAACAACAUGGUAUAUGCUGAGAGUCUCAAAACAGUCACGUAAAACAAAUGUAUACUCAAAGAAUGUUGUGCACUCAGAUUGAUGUCUUUUAUUAAUGUUCACCAUGAAAUGGUAUUGAGUGCUUAGCAAUGUUGGGGGGUAGUGAUGGAGUGCAGUUUUAUUCAUAAUAUAUCUUUAGUUUAUUGUAAAUAUUAUGACUGUAUUCAUGUAUUCACUGUUAAAUAGAACGUUUUAUAUUAAUACAUUUCCAGGAUGUUUUGUGAGAAUGCUGUACUCAUGGUUUCAUAUGACAUUUUAUACAACUAUUCAUGUUUAAUUUAAUCAUGAUUGAUUUCACAUUUCCAUAGAUCAGAUGCUGGGCUGAAAUUGGGGCUGAAAAUAACCCAUAUUAUAAAUAAACAGUGUCACUGUUCGAUGACAAUCAUGACAUGUGCUUUUGCGCUAAACCAUACACAAACUCCUUUCGCGGAACGCCGCUGUACAUUCGCACAGUUCAAAGUGGUUGGUAGUAGUGCGCGCAUUGCAUCUUGGGCAAUCUAAAUAUACAGAAUAUGCCUGUUCGCAGGUUGGAUGCCAGCUGCCCAACCUGCGAACGGGCAUACUCUGCGACGAGAUUGCAUCUUGGGAAGACUUUUAAAAUCGAUCGUUCUUUCUUUUGCUUCCAAAUCAAGAUGGUGAGUGCAUAUAUUUUAUAUCCUUUCAAUCUGAUGGAAAAUAAACUCUUUUUAACUGCUAUUUCGAUGAAAUAUGGAUAAUGGUUAGUAGAAGAGUUCGUGUAUGCUUUUAUUUUGUAGCCUCGCGGUCCGAAGAAGCAUCUAAAGCGCCUCAAUGCGCCAAGCCAUUGGAUGUUAGAUAAACUGAGUGGAGCCUUCGUAAGUUGACUUGUGUUAUUACUAGUUGGAAUAAUUUCAGAUAAUGCUAAGAUAUUAUAAAAUAAAUAAGUAUACUUUGGCUUUCAGAAUUUCAGGUUUAGUAUAUCAUAUAAAAUUUGGUUUGUUUUGAAACUGAUAUAAAAAUAUAAGAUAUACUAAUCUGGCUUGUAUUUGAGAUUUUGUGGUGAUAGAUUUGCCAUAUUUUGUGAAAAACGCCAUAGUUAAUAUAUAUUUUGCAAAGUUUUCAAUCUGUAUGCCCAGAGUAUUCUUCUGGAAAAUAUGUCACUUUUGGUUAUGCACACUUGUUUUCGUGAUAGAAGCAUAUGUUAUAUGGUUGGACUAACAUCACAUACAUGAAAACGAGGCUGUAUAGCCAAAGUGAUAUACUUUCGGGAAGGGUGUAUAGCAGGAGAUGGUUGUGAUUAACUCGGUUGUAACAAAAGCUUGUUAACAAAGAUAUUCAGUCAUUCUAGAAAGCAUCCACCCUUAACCCACAGAGGAAAUUUGGAAGAUAUAACCAAGCUGUAGGGGAAGUGUUGAUCUUUUGUGGAUGGCUAAUUGCAUACAAUUUACUCACUGAUGUGUGUAUACCUUCUAGGCACCACGACCAUCACCAGGCCCACACAAGUUACGUGAAAGUAUGCCUUUGAUUAUUUUCUUGCGAAAUCGUCUCAAAUAUGCUCUUAACGGUGAUGAGGCCAAGAAAAUUGUUAAGAAACGCCUAAUCAAAGUUGAUGGGAAAGUUAGAACUGAUCUCACAUUUCCAGCUGGAUUCAUGGGUAUGCUGUUAUUGUGCAUUUGGUGGUUGUUUCUUUUAAACUGAAUUUCCUUCAUGCCCAAAACAUAUUGUUCAAUGUUGUAAAUCUUUAUUUUUUUUUAACAAGAUGUAAUAUCAAUUGAAAAGACAGGAGAAAACUUCCGUCUUCUUUAUGAUGUCAAGGGACGCUUUGCAACUCACAGAAUUCACAGUGACGAGGCCAAGGUUGGUAGCUAGCUUCCAAGAAACAUUUUCACACCCAUAGAAACCUUUGCUGACUCUUUGACAUUCUUUUCAGUACAAGCUGUGCCGAAUUAAGAGAGUGGCUGUUGGUGCGAAAGGUGUCCCAUACUGUGUUACUCAUGAUGGGCGUACCAUCCGUUACCCAGAUCCAGCGUUGGGUGUUCACGAUACUGUCAGAGUCGACAUCAAGACUGGCAAGAUACAGGAUUAUGUUAAAUUUGAUAAUGGAAAUUUGGCUAUGAUCAUUGGUGGUCGUAACAUGGGACGUGUGGGCAUUAUCACACACAGGGAAAAACAUGCAGGUAUGCAAACAAACUUGGACAUCUGGUAAACGAAACAUAACUAACUUCCCGACAGAGGCAUUUGCUCGUAUUUUCCUUGUAUUUUCAGGUAGUUUCAUCCUUAUCAUUCCAAAGUUUUUCAAUGGACCUAUUCCCUAAUGAAGAAAAAAUUUUGAUCUAGACAAGUCUAGAUAAAAAUUUCAUCACAAAAUUAGUAAUAUGGGGCUAUUCAUAUGGGGCUAUUCAUGUCCUGUUGACCAUACCUUCAACCAUAUUAUGUAGUGUUUUAGUCUAUUUUAUGUAUGGUUGUAAAGUUAAUAAAUAAAUUAAUAAAUAAAUAAAUAAAUAUUCCGAAGUUUCGUUGCAAAAUGUUGUAAAAUGCAGAUAAUAUAGUCCUGCGAAGUUUGCCGUUUUUCAGUCAUUUUGUAUUACGCACGGGAAAUUGAUACUCUUUUCAAAAAGCGGUAUCAAUUUCCUGUGCGUAAUACAAAAUGACUGAAAAACGGCAAACUUCACAGGGCUAUAUUAUCAGCAUUUUACAACAUUUUGCAGUGAAACUAAGGAAUAUUACUAAUUUUUGUGAUACUCUUUCAAGCUGUGAUAACAUUUUUGUCUAGACUUGUCAAGAUCAAAAUUUUGUUCAUUAGGUAAUAAGUCCAUUGUAUGACAUUGUUUUAUUUUGUAUUUCUAGGUUCAUUUGACAUUGUGCAUGUGAAAGAUGGCAAAGGCCAUCAAUUUGCGACCCGAAUGGGCAAUGUAUUUAUCAUUGGUAAAGGCAACAAGGAGUGGGUAUCUCUGCCACGAGGCAAGGGUGUGAGGUUAACCAUUGCUGAAGAACGCGACAGACGCAUGGCUGAGAAGGUUAAACAUUGA